This is a messenger RNA of Penicillium daleae, 1578 nucleotides long. RefSeq names its product MFS transporter. The transcript is spliced from 4 exons. Gene Ontology annotation, cellular component: membrane. Gene Ontology annotation, biological process: transmembrane transport. Gene Ontology annotation, molecular function: transmembrane transporter activity. The record is from RefSeq and is a predicted model, not a curated record. Bases 1 to 1578 code for a protein of 525 amino acids. Lineage: Eukaryota; Fungi; Ascomycota; Eurotiomycetes; Eurotiales; Aspergillaceae.
AUGAAGGACGACAAAGCGGAUACGGCGUCAAUUGACGGGUCGACACCAGCGGCAAGUAGCCAGGAAGCUCAUCAUGUCGAUGACGAAAAGCGAUCGUUUCAAGAAACCCUAGAUGUGGAGCGGGGACCUACCACGGACAUCGAGAAGCAGGACUUUGAGCAAGCCGUCGAGGAACCUCGCGAUCCAAAUAUUGUCGACUGGGACGGCCCCGAUGACCCUGAGAAUCCACUCAAUUGGACGACGAAGAAGAAGGUGUCGGCGACGAUUUCAAUUGCACUAAUCACACUUCUCACGCCUCUUGGAUCAUCUAUGUUCGCCCCCGGCGUCUCACAAUUGGUUCAGGACUUCCAUAUCACGAGCACAGAACUUUCAUCUUUUGUGGUCUCCGUGUAUCUAGUCGGCUACUGCUUUGGCCCUCUCCUCAUUGCGCCAAUUUCCGAGAUUAUCGGCCGCCGCGUCGUUUACAAUACGUGUAACUUUCUCUACGUCGUCUUCACCAUUACCUGUGCCGUUGCUCCCGAAAUUGGCAGUUUGACGGUCUUCCGGUUCCUGGCCGGCUUCGCCGGUAGCUGUCCACUGACAAUCGGCGCUGGCUCGAUUGCAGACAUGUUUGCCCAGGAAAGGCGAGGCGGUGCUAUGGCUGCGUGGGCUAUGGGUCCUUUGAUCGGCCCUGUCGUCGGACCAGUUGCUGGUGGAUAUCUAGCCCAGGCCAAGGGCUGGAGAUGGACCUUCUGGGUUCUUGCCAUGGCUAGUGGUCUUGUCUUUGUCAUUUCUAUCUUCACCAUCCGGGAGUCAUAUGCACCAACCCUUCUGGCUGCGAAGACGAAGAAGCUGCGCAAAGAAACUGGAAACCAAAAUCUCCGCUCCGCUCUGGACACCGGCCGCAGUCCAAUGGAUCUGUUCUUGUUCUCCAUCGUCCGACCAACCAAGAUGCUCUUCAUGUCACCUAUUGUUUUCCUUCUCUCCCUCUACGUGGGCGUCAUAUAUGGAUACCUCUACCUCCUCUUUACUACCAUCAGCUCCGUUUUCGAGGGUCAGUAUGGCUGGUCACAAGGAUCCGUUGGUCUAUCAUAUCUGGGGAUCGGCAUCGGCUCCUUUUUUGGACUGUUCCUUCUCGGUGCCACGUCCGACCGCUUGCUCAACCAUCUCGCUGAAAAGCAUGGCGAGAGAAAGCCCGAAUAUCGACUGCCGCCUAUGAUUCCUGGCUCAUUCUUUGUGCCCGUAUCCCUGUUCAUCUAUGGAUGGACGGCCUAUUACAAGACCCACUGGAUCGUUCCGAUUAUUGGAACGGCCUUCCUCGGUGUUGGCAUGCUCGUCUCUUUCAUGACCGUCAGCACCUAUCUCGUCGACGCCUUCACUACCUACGCCGCCUCCGCCAUGGCUGCCAAUACCGUCUUCCGAUCUCUGGCCGGUGCAUUGCUCCCACUUGCCGGUCCCAAAAUGUACGAGAAACUUGGACUAGGCUGGGGUAACUCAUUGCUCGGCUUCAUUGCUCUAGCUCUUUGCCCGCUGCCAGUGAUCUUCUACGUCUACGGCGAGCGCAUUCGAACAAGCAAGCGCUUCCGAGUGGAGUUCUGA